Molecule: messenger RNA, 1158 nt
Organism: Candidozyma haemuli
Lineage: Eukaryota; Fungi; Ascomycota; Pichiomycetes; Serinales; Metschnikowiaceae
Gene: CDC12
Product: septin
Exons: 1
Coding region: 1-1158 (385 amino acids)
Biological process (GO): cytoskeleton-dependent cytokinesis
Cellular component (GO): septin ring; cell division site; cytosol
Molecular function (GO): GTPase activity; GTP binding; molecular adaptor activity
Source: RefSeq, a predicted model, not a curated record
AUGCCUGUAGCUGAGCCCGUGGGAAUUUCCAAUUUACCCGACCAAAGGUACAAGAUCGUGUCUAAUCAGGGCGCUACCUUUACGCUUAUGGUGGCUGGUGAGUCCGGUUUGGGUAAGACGACUUUCGUGAACACCCUUUUCCAGACUGCCUUGAAGGACCAUGACGAUCCCAAUGAAAGACACAACAAAUUCACCAGCGCUCACCAAACCGUUGAUAUCAACAUUGUGCGUGCUAUUUUGGAGGAGAAGAAUUUCAAGAUUCGUUUGAACAUUAUCGAUACCCCGGGAUUCGGUAAUAACGUUAACAACUUGGACUCGUGGACCCCAAUCAUCGACUUCAUCGACGACCAACAUGAGACAUAUGUCAAGCAGGAAAAACAGCCUCAUCGUAUUGAGAAGAAGGACUUAAGAGUUCACGCGUGUUUGUACUUUAUCCGCCCAACUGGUCAUUCCUUAAAGCCAUUGGACAUUGAGAUUAUGAAGCGCUUGUCCACGCGAGUCAACUUGAUCCCUGUCAUUUCAAAAGCUGAUACCUUAGCCCCAUCUGAGUUGGAAACUUUCAAGACUAGAAUAAGAGAUGUAAUUGAGGCUCAGGAUAUCAACAUAUACACCCCUCCAAUGGAUGUGGAUGACCCAGCCAGUGCAGAGCACUCUAAGCAGCUCAUUGAGGCUAUGCCUUUCGCCAUUAUUGGAUCGGAGGAGGAGGUUGAGGUUAGUCCUGGCAAUUUUGUCAGAGGCAGAAAGUAUCCAUGGGGUGUCGUGGAGGUAGAGAACGACAGACAUUGCGAUUUCAAGAAAUUGCGUUCCUUAUUGUUGAGAACUAAUAUGUUGGACUUGAUAUUAUCCACGCAAGAGAUUCAUUUUGAAACCUUCCGCUCGUUGAAGUUGAGCAGCUUAAACGAAGAGGGGAAGGGCGAGAAUGGCAGUGCGUCUAUCAAGAAGCCUCGUCGUUUGCACAACCCUAAGUUUAAGGAAGAGGAAGAUGCAUUGAAGAAGUUCUUUACGGAACAGGUUAAAGCAGAGGAACAGCGGUUUAGACAAUGGGAGACUAAUAUUGUCACCGAGAGAAACAGGUUGAACCAGGAUUUGGAGGAGAUGCAAGCGAAAUUGAAGGGUUUGGAAGAACUGGUGAAGAAAUUGCAGUUGCUGAAAAAGUAA